CAAUAAAGUUUUUUUUAACAUUUUGAUCUGCAAAUCUGUUAUUUAACAUAACACAAAAUAAUUAAAAUAAUCUUAUCAUAGUCAAUAUUUGGUCACCCUGUUCUUGAUAAUAAUAUUUAUUUAUGUUAACAAAUUUAUACAACCAAUAGCGAUUACACAAGUUUGCAUCACAGAAUAGAUUAAAUUAUUAAACGAUUCUGUUUGCAAUACGAAGCUUAAAUGUAUUAAAAUUCCAUAUAUAUAUUCCGUAUAUACUAAUCUAUGAUUCCAUUUUUUAAUAACAUUUAAUUUUGUGAAAUAUAUUAUAAGGAAAAGAAAAUGGAAGUUGAAGAAGAAAUCUUAGCAGACGAAGCAGAAUUUUCUAAUUUAAAUUAUAUUUCAGGAUUUAUUCAAAAUAAUGGAUGGUACUUAUUGGCUUUAGUCAUCAUUUUCAUAUAUUUCAUUGUUAAGUUAUGGCCUCAUUAUUUAAAAUGGUUAGAACGUCGUUCAGAAGCAGCCUAUGAAGCUGAAAUUAAAAAAAAUCCUGAUUUAUUUAAACAAAAAGAAGAUGAAAUGAAAAAAGCUCGAAUAAAAUUCCAAGAAGAAUAUGAGAAAAAAGCCAAAAUUGCUCUUGAAAAACAAAAAGAAAAAGAGAAGAGAAUAAUAGAAGAAAAACAAGAAUUAUUAAAACACGGAACAACUGGACAGACAAUAAAUAAUUCAAAAAAUUCAAAAAAACCAAAACCAGAUUACAACCCUUUAAUGGGAUCUGGCAGUGGUUCAAAUUAUAGACCACCAAGAAGAAGUCCAUGUUCUGGUGGGGGAUGUGGAUAAAAGUACUAUAAUAAAAUAACAUUUUGUAGGUUUACCAAUAAAAUAAUGUAGAUCUAUAAUAAUGUAUUAUAAACAAUCAUUUAAAUAAAUAAGACUUAAUAAACAGUGACACUUGUCUAAGACCAUUAACAUUAUAGAUAAUAGGAAUGAAAAUUAAAUUUAUUAACACCAUUAUUAGUAUUUAGGAUAUUCUAUUGAAUCGGUGAUACACUACUGCGGACAGUUCUUAUCGGAGCCACCUUUUUAAUUGAAAUUAUGGUUUAUCAGUGGACCCCCAAAUAUUACACUAUUGCGGGCACAUGUUGCCAAAUUUAUAAAUAAAACUUCAAUAAUAUGGAAAUGUGGAAAUUCAGAGCAUAUUAAAUUUAGUAUGCAGUUACAAGUUAUUUUUGUUAAAUACUGCAGUUAGGAGAAAUUAAAUUAAAGAAGUUUAAAAGAAAUUCAAGGCGAAACUGAGACAAUUAUUUCAUCUAUAAACAAAGGUCGAGAAAAAUCGGUGGCAAAAAAAUAUUUAGAUAGAAUCACAUUAACUAUUCAGAGUUAUAAUGAUUAUAAAAACCACUAAAACGUGAUACAAUAUUAAAAAAAAUGUAAUGGUCAUUACAGGGGGAAAAAAAAUAUAAAUUUUUAACUUUAAAUGCUUACAUUAUAUAUUAUUAUAUUAAUAAACUGCGUUGCACAACAUGACAACGUUUCAUUAAAUUUUGACCGUUAUCAUCAUUUUUUGUAUGCAAAAUAAUAUCUUUUGUUAUAUAAAGAUUGUCCAUAAUCAGAUUGCAAAAUAAGUAAAGUGUCUUCAGUCGUGUUUCACCCUAUUGAAUAAGCAUGUAAAUUAUAAAUUGGCUAGGAGUAAUAUUUAAAUUAUGGAACAGUUUUAAAUAAAUAUAUUAUGUACA
Molecule: messenger RNA, 1709 nt
Organism: Sipha flava (yellow sugarcane aphid)
Lineage: Eukaryota; Metazoa; Arthropoda; Insecta; Hemiptera; Aphididae
Product: selenoprotein S B-like
Exons: 5
Coding region: 319-813 (164 amino acids)
Biological process (GO): endoplasmic reticulum unfolded protein response; retrograde protein transport, ER to cytosol
Cellular component (GO): Derlin-1-VIMP complex; Derlin-1 retrotranslocation complex; endoplasmic reticulum membrane
Source: RefSeq, a predicted model, not a curated record